AUGGGAGAUAACAUGUCUAAGCGGUUGAAGCUGAUCUCAGUGACAGAGGCAGAGAUGGAGGAGCGCUCUUUCCCAAACCCUUACCCCGACUGGGACCAAGGACUCCACACUUCCAACUCUGGAGCUCAAGAAGACAAUAACGAACCAUUUGAUGCAGACGGAAAGUUGAGUGCGGCCUUCCAGAAGAAGGUCCAGAAUAAGAUCAAAGACCUCCUCCAGCAGAUGGAAGAAGGCCUGAAGACUGCCGACCCCCAUGACUUCUCUACUUACACUGGCUGGACAGGCAUCGCCUUGCUGUACCUGCAGCUGCACCGCGUGUCCCAUGAGGCAUCCCACCUGCAGAGGGCUCUGGACUACGUGAAGAGGACCAUGAGGAUCCUGAACGGCCGCAAAGUGACGUUCCUGUGCGGUGACGCGGGGCCGCUGGCGGUGGGAGCAGUGGUCCACCACAAACUGAACAACACUGCUGACAGCAAAGACUGUCUCUCCAGGCUCCUCCAGCUGCAGCGCUCUGUGCUCAGUCCAGACUCUGACAUGCCAGAUGAGCUUCUGUACGGGCGGGCCGGCUAUCUUUACGCUCUGCUCUACAUCAACAAAGAGCUGGGAGCUGACACAGUGGAUGAGGACACCAUUACAAAGGUGGUGACAGCCAUCGUGGAAUCGGGGAAAAAUCUGUCAGCGGAGCAGAAGAAGACAGAUCGCUGCCCUCUGCUCUAUGAAUGGCACAAGAAGCAGUACAUCGGUGCUGCUCAUGGCCUCGCCGGAAUCUUUUACAUGCUCAUGCAGCCUGGAGCGAAGGUGCAUGCAGACAUGCUGUCAGAGCUGGUUCGUCCCAGCAUCGACUACGUCCGCCAUAAGAAGUUUCGUUCAGGCAACUUCCCGUCGUCGCUGAGCAACGAGACUGACCGGCUGGUUCACUGGUGCCAUGGAGCACCUGGCGUCAUCCAUAUGCUCAUCAUGGCUCAUAAGGUGUUUAAAGAAGAGAAGUACUUAAAGGAGGCUGCAGAGUGUGGUGAGGUGAUCUGGCAGCGGGGGCUGCUCAGGAAAGGUUACGGUAUCUGCCACGGAACCGCCGGCAAUGGCUACGCCUUCCUCUCCCUGUACAAACUCACCCAGGAGAAGAAAUACCUGUACCGCGCCUGCAAGUUUGCUGAGUGGUGUUUGGACUACGGGACCCACGGAUGUCGCAUCCCUGACAGACCCUACUCUCUUUUUGAAGGUAUGGCGGGGGCCAUCCACUACCUGUCAGAGUUGGCCACACCUGAAACUUCCUGUUUCCCUGCCUUCGAGCUUUGACCUGUAGACUUCGAGGGACUGAGGAUGAUGAAGGGGGAAGAAGGCCAGCUGUUUGGGAAGCUAAGAUGAGCAUUGGCUUGAGCUCUGGACACAGAUGUAUGAGUGAUACAGCUUUCUGAAAAAGACUGAAAAUGAAGAUCAGUGAUUGUUUGAUGGAUUUGAUUGAAACCCUGUACAAAAUCUUAUUUUUUGGACAAACAU
Scomber japonicus (chub mackerel) is the source of this 1497-nucleotide messenger RNA. RefSeq names its product LanC lantibiotic synthetase component C-like 2 (bacterial) (gene lancl2). Gene Ontology annotation, biological process: peptide modification; carbohydrate metabolic process. The transcript has 9 exons. The record is from RefSeq and is a predicted model, not a curated record. Gene Ontology annotation, cellular component: plasma membrane. The coding region runs from base 1 to 1296 and encodes 431 amino acids. NCBI's taxonomy places the organism in Eukaryota, Metazoa, Chordata, Actinopteri, Scombriformes, Scombridae.